Messenger RNA from Plasmodium vinckei vinckei, 816 nucleotides. Its product is annotated as fam-a protein. The record is from RefSeq and is a predicted model, not a curated record. The transcript has 6 exons. NCBI's taxonomy places the organism in Eukaryota, Apicomplexa, Aconoidasida, Haemosporida, Plasmodiidae. Bases 1 to 816 code for a protein of 271 amino acids.
AUGAAUAAAUUUUAUAUUCAAACCGCUUUAUUUAUUUUAAGCAUUUUCGCAUAUGCAAAUAAUGGAGCCCUUGCAGCUGAGCCUUCUCCAGGAGAAGAUACAAAACACCUUAUAAAAAAGAGUAAUAAAUUUAAACCAUUAAGUCCUCAUGAUACCCCAGAAGAAAUAUAUGAAAAAUACAAGGAAGUUGUAUGUCGCUGUCACGACCAUACACCAGCGAUCGAACUUAUGAACGAUGCUACAAAACAGUUAGAAUACUAUGCUACAACCAAAGAUGGUUAUGAACCAUAUUUACAAAAUCCUACUGAUAGUAUAUCUUAUUACAUAAAAAAAUUUGACAAAGAGACAAAUAUUAUAAAAGUUCAUUUAAAUAUUUAUGAUUCCAGUCAGUAUAAUGCCAUAAUAAACAGGAUAUGGAAUCCCAAAGCUCCCAAUAUUUUCAAUAAAGGCCUUGCAGGAAUUACCCAUAUUUACAAUCCAAAUUUAAUGUUUAUUCGCCAAAUUUGCGAAAAAGAUUCUAAUAGCUAUGAGAAGUAUUUUCAUGCUUUCGUUUCAAAGACUGAAAUAUCAAAGGACAAAACUAUAAUUGCCAUGACUUCAGUAAAUGUAAAUGAAUGGAACCCUUACAAUAUGAAUUAUACCAACCCAAUAAUAAAAAAAGCAAAUUCAUUCAUCAAACCUCCACGUUUUGAAAAACAUUUUCCACAAUGUUAUGCACAAAUAUUUGUGAACUUAGCUGGAUAUCUCAUUGAAAAAAAAGGCGAUGCUCUUGAAAUCACCUAUAUCGAAUCUAUUCAGGGACAUUCUUCCAUUUAA